This is a messenger RNA of Daldinia caldariorum, 3079 nucleotides long. Its product is annotated as P-loop containing nucleoside triphosphate hydrolase protein. The transcript has a single exon. Gene Ontology annotation, biological process: transmembrane transport. Gene Ontology annotation, molecular function: ATP hydrolysis activity; ABC-type oligopeptide transporter activity; ATP binding. Bases 184 to 2619 code for a protein of 811 amino acids. Gene Ontology annotation, cellular component: membrane. Lineage: Eukaryota; Fungi; Ascomycota; Sordariomycetes; Xylariales; Hypoxylaceae. The record is from RefSeq and is a predicted model, not a curated record.
CGGCAUUAAUCCCAACUUUUUUUUUUCUAUCACUUUACCACCGAGGUUACUAACAAACGUCGACCAGGCGAAAGUAAAAAGAUAGUGAAGCUCGAGUCAGCUUCGCUUCUAUAGCGCGAACCCUGUAUAAGGGAACACACCUAUAUCGAUCGAUGACGACCCGGUGAGAAUAAAGCUCUCAAGAUGCCUUCGGGAGCAUUGGGUCGCGCUGUAGUGGGAUGCCUCCCGCAACGCGGCGUCGGCAUCACCAAGAGCUUUUCACACCAACCCGCUCUCCUGUCAUGCUAUGGGCUUUGCGCCCCUUCUAAGCGACCAAUUGGACUUGAUCCUCCUUCGCCAUCGCUCUUCCAGACCUCCCCCACCGUUUUCAAGACGAAUUAUCACUCAUCUCGCAAUAUCCGAUCGCAAACGCCGUCAGCCUUUUCUCCGAGGCUCGGCGUUACUUCCACGUCGCGAAUACGAGUAUCGAAUCCGCCAUGGAACUCUCCAGCUGGCGUGUUAAAACAACUCUCUACGAACCAACCGUCUGGCCGGGAACAUCUUAAUGUGACUACCCCGAGUAAUGAGAAAAGGGACAUCAGUGUCGUUGCGUCGACGACGGCUAAGAACACGGAAGACAAUGCGCAAUCUUAUGAAGGCUUCGGAAAGAGCGAAAAGGCUUCGAAGGCAGCUCAGGUAAAUCUACGCGCUCGUCUUUCCCACGAUGGGAAAGAUGGCAAGAGAAUGUCAGCAUCGUUCAACGAGGUUUGGCGUCUCAUCAAGAUUGCGCGGCCAGAGGCUAAAAAUCUUAUCAUUGCUGUGGUCUUACUGCUUCUCUCUUCGGCUCUCUUCGUCUCGCUCCCUCUGGUUGUUGGCAAAGUCAUGAAUCUGGCUACCGCGAAUAAUGCUGAGGAUACGGUGAUCUUCGGCCUGUCGCUCUACCAGUUCUUCUUUGCGUUUGGUCUGGCUCUUACCCUUGGUGCGUGCGCUAACUUUGGACGUAUCGUUCUGCUGCGCAUCGUGGGUGAGCGAGUUGUCACGCGCUUGCGAUCACAGCUAUUCCGGAAGACCUAUAGUCAAGAUGCCGAAUUCUUCGAUGCGAACAGGGUUGGUGACCUAAUUUCUCGACUCGGCACGGACACUAUUAUAGUAGGCAAGAGUAUUACGCAGAAUGUAUCGGAUGGAUUAAGAUCAAUGGUCAACAGCGUUGCGGGACUUGGAUUGAUGGCCUGGAUUAGCCCUAGCCUCACUGCCAUUAUCUUGCUCGCCGCCCCUUUCAUUGGUACCGCCUCUUUCGUAUACUCUCGCGUCAUCCGGAGGAUCAGUCGCAAGAUGCAGCAGAACUUGGGAACUCUUACUAAGAUCGCCGAAGAACGCUUGGGAAACGUGAGGACCAGUCAGGCUUUUGCUGGCGAGGCUCAGGAGGUCCGUCGAUACAACAACCAGGUCAGGAAAGUCUUUGAGCUUGGGAAAAAGCAGUCGAUAUACGACGCAUCGUACUUUUCUGGAACAUCCUGGAUGGGAAAUAUGACGAUAAUCGCCUUGCUCUGGUUUGGCGGAAAUCUCGUGAGAGACGGCGUAAUGACAGCUGGCGAUCUGACUACUUUCGUCAUGUACACGUUCUGGGCCGGUGGUGGUUUGUUUGGUGUCGCCAAUUUCUACUCAGAACUCAUGAAAGGAGUCGGCGCCGCUACCCGUAUCUUCGAACUUCAAGAUCGGGAAUCGGGUAUCUCCGCGACUAAAGGGGUCAAAGUCACAUCAGCACAAGGUCCCAUCAGAUUUGAGAAUGUCUCCUUCGCCUAUCCUACGCGCCCUGCUGUGAUGAUCUUUAACAGCGUAGACUUUGAGAUACCGUCAGGAACUAAUGUGUGCAUAGUCGGGCCCUCGGGUGGAGGAAAAUCGACCGUCUCAUCUUUGUUACUAAGGUUCUAUAAUCCCACUUCUGGUACUAUCACGAUUGACGGCAUGGACAUUACUAAAAUGAACGCUAAGUCACUACGACGCCGCAUCGGGAUGGUGUCUCAGGAGCCAGUAUUAUUUUCGGGUACAGUGGCUGAAAAUAUUGCAUAUGGAAAACCAAAUGCUACAAGAACGGAGAUUAUAACGGCGGCUCAAAAAGCCAAUUGUGGUUUCAUUGCCGACUUUCCGCAAGGUCUAGAGACGCAAGUCGGCCCCAGAGGCGCCCAGCUGUCCGGGGGUCAGAAACAACGCAUUGCUAUUGCAAGGGCACUCAUCAAGGAUCCUGAUAUUCUCAUCCUGGACGAGGCUACUUCAGCUUUGGAUGCAGAAUCUGAAACAGCCGUCAACCUAGCCUUGGCAGCACUACUCAAGGGUCGCCGGCGUACAACUAUCUCUAUUGCUCAUCGUCUCUCUACGAUAAAGCGUUCGGAAAAGAUCAUCGUACUAUCUAACCAGGGCACAGUCGCUGAAGUUGGAUCCUACGAGGAAUUAAGCGCGAACCCGCACAGCGAAUUCACCCGACUGAUGGAGUGGCAGAUGAGCGGAGGUGAGAUUUCGACAAAGCCUCAUAAUCCCUCACUCUCGGAAUCUGAGAUCAUCGAGGAAGAACUUGAGGAAGAUAACGACGAGGAGCUCGGUGAAGAAGAGGAGGAGGAAGUAAAGCAAAAAUCGAAGAAGUAAGAAUUGCGCAUCUCAUACACUACCUCCUAUACAACGCAGAUUUUGCAUGAAAACAACGGAACGGCGGCGAAAGUGUCUCGCGAUUUUUCUAGUUUCCUGCGUAUUCACGGGGGACACUUGCAAUUAAAAAAGUUAGGCUCUUAGAGAAGGGGAAAAAAGGGGGGCACCGGAUAUGCGAGAAGAGCAUGUAGGAGGAGAGGUGUUUAGGUGAUAAUGAACGAACAACUCAUAUGUAUGUAUAGUAUGUACGUGUACCUAGAGUAAUACGUCCGGAACUCCACUCGAUUUAGGUAAAUAGUAUACCACGGCGAGGCAUAAGUCGGGCUUAGGGGAAUAGAGUCUGCGGAUCCCCUUGGAUAGAAAGGACAAGAGGUAGGUAAGGGCUGGUUGGCUCGACGGGGCGGGGCUUGUAGAAUAAUAUAUACACCUACGGUGCAAUAAAUAAAAGGAGUAAAUUGUA